AUGGAUUUGGGAAGCGAGUGCUCGGCGCACGAGUCUGUAACAGACAACGAAGACAUUUUGAAUGGUCCCACUAAAUCCGAAAAUGUUAUCGAAAAAACUGAGGUUCGAAAAAAUGGAUCAUGUGUAGAAAAUUGUGAUGAUUGUGACUUGUUCUGUAAGGUGAAGCUAAAUCAAGCUGGUGUUACCGAGCAUAUCGACCCUACUAGGAAAGGACGUGGUUUGAAGAAAUGGAGAAGGAUCGAGAGAGACCCGAAGAAGGGCGGGGGCAGUAACUUAAUUAUACAGGAAUCCUCGAAUUCAGAAGUAAGCUCGAAUAAACGUGCACAGGAUGCCCAACCGAACCAGAGGAGCCGGAGUUCGGGUUCCUCCACAAAUGCUGUGGUUCGAACUUUUGACAAUGACCCACAGUUUUCUGCCUGGGCCGACUCGGACAGCAGCGAGAACCGGAGCAGCAACCGAGUCAAAAUUGAGAAGGAGAACUUUCAUUCCAGCUUGGAGUCUGACUCGCGAAGCUUCAAUCUUUUAUUUGUGCAGGGAACUCGCUCGGUGAAUAACAGGAUACGGUACGGAAAUGGGGAUGACAUGGCGGGAGGUGAUGAACCAGGUGGGGCCGGAUGUGAAGCUUGUGUUGCUGACUCAUCUUCGGAAGUGAAGGAGGAAAAAAGUGAGAAUCAUGGGUUGUUGAGCAAUCAGGAUCCUCUACAUGAGUCCGUGUUUGAACUUGAGUCUGCAAAAGAAGCACUCGAGAAAGAGUUACUAAAGCUUAAAGAAAUUGGGAAAGAUUAUGCGGCCCAUGAAUCAGGUUCAGAUUCGGGCACCGAAGUUAUAGACAACAAACGGAAUACGAUAUCUAAGCAGUUCCCAUGUGAGGGACACCAUAGUUUCUCCCAAUCUGUGAAAUCCGAGGUUUUAGAAACAACGAGCAGGGAUGUGGAAGCAGAAGUAGACUACAUUUUCAAGAAAAAAUUUGAAGCUGAAGUGGAACAUAUGGCGAUUUCAAGAACAGUCCAAGAGUUGAGGGUUACAGCUUUACAUGAGAUCCCUAUUUUGGAAGAACAAAAAGCUUUGGUUUCAGAGCAAACACAAAUACUCGAUGAGCUUGAAGCUGCUGAGAAUAAAGCUGCCUUGCUCGAGAGAGAAGCCGUGAAGUUGGUAAAUAUUUGCCAAGACGUUGCCCGAGCAGAUGAGGUAAUGAAGUUACAGAAAGGGGUUUGUAAGUACAGUUUGUAUUUCUUGGUACAGUUAGUACUGCUGCUAGUUACGUUAGGGGCCUUUUUGUUUUGGUUAUCGCCUAGGUAUGUGGAGGUUGUGCCGACUUAG
This is a messenger RNA of Striga hermonthica, 1320 nucleotides long. NCBI's taxonomy places the organism in Eukaryota, Viridiplantae, Streptophyta, Magnoliopsida, Lamiales, Orobanchaceae. The record is from the annotation of a GenBank genome assembly.